AUGUCAUUUAACAGCCCAUUUUUUGAUUUCUUUGACAACAUUAACAGCGAGGUUGACGCCUUCAACAGAUUGUUAGGAGAAGGUGGCUUGAGAAGCUACGCACCAGGUCGUCAGUUAGUAAAGGCCCCUACUAAGGAUUCUACUGGUAAGGAAGUUGCUAAGCCAAAUAAUUAUAGCGGCGCUCUUUAUGAUCCAAGGGAUGAAGCGUUAGAUGACUGGUUUGACAACGAUUUGUCAUUGUUCUCAUCCGGCCUUGGUUUCCCUAGAAGCAUUACUGUUCCAGUUGAUAUAUUGGAUCAUGACAAGAACUAUGAAUUGAAGGUGGUGGUUCCUGGUGUCAAGAGUAAGAAGGAUAUUGAUAUUGAGUACCACCAAAACAAAAAUCAAAUUUUGGUUUCCGGUGAAAUUCCAUCUUCCUUGAAUGAGGAAAGUAAGGAUAAGGUCAAGGUCAAGGAAAGCAACUCCGGUAGGUUCAAGAGAGUUAUCACUUUACCAGACUAUCCAGGUGUGGAUGCUGACAACAUUAAGGCAGAUUAUGCAAGUGGUGUGCUAACCUUGACAGUUCCAAAAUUGAAGCCUCAGAAGGAUGGUAAGAGCCACGUCAAGAAGAUUGAGGUUUCAUCGCAAGAGUCAUGGGGCAAUUAA
This is a messenger RNA of Saccharomyces kudriavzevii IFO 1802, 645 nucleotides long. RefSeq names its product chaperone protein HSP26 (gene HSP26). The transcript has a single exon. Gene Ontology annotation, biological process: protein complex oligomerization; response to heat; protein folding. Lineage: Eukaryota; Fungi; Ascomycota; Saccharomycetes; Saccharomycetales; Saccharomycetaceae. The record is from RefSeq and is a predicted model, not a curated record. Bases 1 to 645 code for a protein of 214 amino acids.